UUACAGCGCUCGAACAGAUUCGAAACAGCGUGUAUGUCCCCGAAUCUCCCAUCGCGCCCCUAUCGCAGUCUCUCGCUUUCUGCUUUGCUUCCUGCGCUGCCCAUGGCCUCAUGAGCCUCGACCGCUACACAGUUACACUAGAGCAGACGUCAUCUGACCAGUUUUGCAGGCUAUUCUUCAGCAACCCAGUAUGGACCGGCGCCAAUACCAUCCCGUCCACCUUGAUCAGGAACAUCACUGCGAUUUCUAGCUCUCUCGCAUACCAGGAUACUCUAACAACAAACCUAACAACCUUGACCACAACUAACAUUCAGACCCGCAACGGCAUCAUCCAAGGCUUUCUCUAUGUUCCUGACAUUGCCCCGACCAACCCGUGCUACGAGCAGCAGUACGAGUUCAUCCCGCGAAACACGACCACCCAAGCAGAACUUCCCCCCUCGAACUAUAACCUCAUCGCUCUAGCGCCAUGGUUCAACGCAACCUGUACCCAGGCCUACCUGGCUGCUGCUCGCCUCGACCCCAUCCGGGGCUUCAUCUUCUAUCGCCCGAACAACUCUACCAGGGAGCCUCAAGGCGUCAACUCGCCCAUAUGGGAUCUCGACGAUGAUGGAGCAUGGCACACCCAGAACCACUUCCCCGUCUUCGCCGUCUCCGGAAAUGAGGGCGCCAAGAUGAUGGUCCAGCUGUCCUUGUACUCUGGCGCCCCCAAUACGAUCCCCUUUGCCCCCGAGAUCGCCGAGCGAUACGAACCGAACGACCGCGAUUUCAUCCGUGUCUGGACGGAACUAUCCAUCCACGAUGCGCAGAACUUACCUGCCAUGUGGACAUGGAUCCUAAUCGUCAUUGGCGCGCUCCUUUUCGUCGUCGCCUGUGUGUCCAUCACAAUGCACCUCAUCCAGCGACACCGCCGUGCCUCUCUCCGACGGAGGGUUAUCAGCGGCGAGGUCGACCUCGAGGCCAUGGGCAUAAAACGAAUGACAGUACCCCCAAGCCACAUCCAGACCUUCCCGCUCUUCACCUACAGCUUCCAGCCGGACUUGAUCAGGUCCCCGUCCAUCGCAGCUACCCGGUCCUUACGUUCAUCCCGCAGCGUCCGGACCGACCAUCGCGCCAUGUCCAUGUCCGACUUCAGGUCGACUUCGAGGACUCGUCGAUCGAGCAUAACCAGUUCCGCCAACACUGUAGCCACAAACUACCAGCCGCACUGCCACAUCUGCUUGGAGCAAUACGAAGACCGCGAGACCAUUAUACGGGAGCUGGUCUGCGGUCACAUCUUCCACCCCGAAUGCAUCGACGAGUUCCUGGGCUUGAACAGCUCUCUGUGUCCCAUCUGCAAGAAGAACAUGCUCCCUCGCGGCUACUGCCCCAAAAUCACCAACGGGAUGGUACGCCGUGAGCGGGCCAUCCGGAAGCUUCGGGAAAGAGUGGUGCUGGACGAUUCGGAUGUCGAAGAAGGGGAGGCCAAGAAGCGGAAAUGGACAGAGUGGAUUUUCCACAAGGAACCGUCGCCGCCUCCGAGAUCUGGCGUGAAAAUGACACCGGUGACACCGGUCAAGGAUUCUCCGGCUCCAACCGCGGGAGCAGACUCCCAGACGCAGACGCGAAGAGAACCCUCUCAGACGCCACCGGUGCAACGGACACUGGAGCCGCACCAGGAAGACGCGCAGGAAGACGCACCACAGACCGAGGGAGGAGAUGGUGGACCGGAGCGACAACAGCAGCAGCGACAAGUUCAGACCCCUCGACCCCCAGCGACCAUCCACCAUUCGAAGAAAUCGAAACGACGAAUGGAUCAACAUCGGAACCCCCAUCUGCAAGCUCCCCAUACUGCCGACCCGCCACUAUCAGCCCCCCGUCACCCCGGAGGCCGGAAGAGUCCGUCUGUUCUGGCACGCCAGAGGAUGCGAACGCUUGCCGGUACGCCUCUGGAUGAUCCCGAUGGCAGGAGUCCGCUAUGUAAGAAAACCCCCCCUUGGCCCCUCAAAACUGCGCCAUGUGUCGGAUCGUCCUCACAUGCUAACCGAGAACUUUAGGGAAACGGGCCUUCACCAAAGUUUUCCCGGGUUUCACCUGAGGAGACAGACUCCCGUUCCGCGUCAAAACUGUGUAUGCGGCGUCUUACUGCGAUGGGUGGUCCGGCAUGGGGAAAACGGCGUUUUGGCUGAGCCUCCCUCUGGCUUCACCGCAGGGAUGAGCUGAGGAGCGUGUCUUUUUGGGUGGCUGAAACAAUUGGGAAUAUGUCGUGGACCCUUCAAAAACAAAAUCCCGUAGGGUAAGGACGGGCGUGGCGUUUUUGUUUCUGGGUUUUUUUUCACCUUUUUUUCUCUAGCUAUUUACUCGGCAUCGACGUCGUGGGGUCUGGUAUUCAGGGCCGUUCGCGGCGGAAUGAGGGCAUGGGUUUUGGUCGGAUAUAUCAUAUACCCGCUAUAUCGGGAG
Molecule: messenger RNA, 2436 nt
Organism: Sodiomyces alkalinus F11
Lineage: Eukaryota; Fungi; Ascomycota; Sordariomycetes; Glomerellales; Plectosphaerellaceae
Exons: 2
Coding region: 111-2033 (640 amino acids)
Source: RefSeq, a predicted model, not a curated record